AGUCCACUGUUAGACUGAUAGGGUCCUUUAAGAGGUUUGAAUCUGGCGUGCAGUAUGAAUGCCCUCCCGAUGUUCCUACUCUUUCUCAUCUCAGGUGAAGUUGGAGUCACUCAUGGGAGCUUCAAUGAAUGUUUUCCGGACUUAAAGGUGGAUGUGGACUUCCCUGGCAGCGAUGUGCUGCAGAUCAUCUCCACUGAUGAGCUCCACUGCCAACGGGCCUGCAGCCAGCAUCCCUCCUGCCAGUUCUUUAGCUUUCUCAGGCCUGACUGGACCAGGGACAGCAGGCGUUUCUACUGUUACCUCAAGCACACAGAUUCUGGGAAACCAUCUCGAGUGACCAAGCUGAAGGGGGUGACAUCAGGCUACUCCCUUAAAAACUGCAAGGAGACAACUGAAUGUUUUCCGGACUUAAAGGUGGAUGUGGACUUCCCUGGCAGCGAUGUGAAGCAGAUCAUCUCCACUGAUGAGCUCCACUGCCAACGGGCCUGCAGCCAGCAUCCCUCCUGCCAGUUCUUUAGCUUUCUCAGGCCUGACUGGACCAGGGACAGCAGGCGUUUCUACUGUUACCUCAAGCACACAGAUUCUGGGAAACCAUCUCGAGUGACCAAGUUGAAGGGGGUGACAUCAGGCUACUCCCUUAAAAACUGCAAGGAGACAACUGAAUGUUUUCCGGACUUAAAGGUGGAUGUGGACUUCCCUGGCAGCGAUGUGAAGCAGAUCAUCUCCACUGAUGAGCUCCACUGCCAAUGGGCCUGCAGCCAGCAUCCCUCCUGCCAGUUCUUUAGCUUUCUCAGGCCUGACUGGACCAGGGACAGCAGGCGUUUCUACUGUUACCUCAAGCACACAGAUUCUGGGAAACCAUCUCGAGUGACCAAGCUGAAGGGGGUGACAUCAGGCUACUCCCUUAAAAACUGCAAGGAGACAACUGAAUGUUUUCCGGACUUAAAGGUGGAUGUGGACUUCCCUGGCAGCGAUGUGCUGCAGAUCAUCUCCACUGAUGAGCUCCACUGCCAACGGGCCUGCAGCCAGCAUCCCUCCUGCCAGUUCUUUAGCUUUCUCAGGCCUGACUGGACCAGGGACAGCAGGCGUUUCUACUGUUACCUCAAGCACACAGAUUCUGGGAAACCAUCUCGAGUGACCAAGCUGAAGGGGGUGACAUCAGGCUACUCCCUUAAAAACUGCAAGGAGACAACUGAAUGUUUUCCGGACUUAAAGGUGGAUGUGGACUUCCCUGGCAGCGAUGUGCUGCAGAUCAUCUCCACUGAUGAGCUCCACUGCCAACGGGCCUGCAGCCAGCAUCCCUCCUGCCAGUUCUUUAGCUUUCUCAGGCCUGACUGGACCAGGGACAGCAGGCGUUUCUACUGUUACCUCAAGCACACAGACUCUGGGGAACCAUCUCGAGUGACCAAGCUGGAGGGGGUGACAUCAGGCUACUCCCUUAAAAACUGCAAGGAGACAACUGAAUGUUUUCCGGACUUAAAGGUGGAUGUGAACUUCCCUGGCAGCGAUGUGCUGCAGAUCAUCUCCACUGAUGAGCUCCACUGCCAACGGGCCUGCAGCCAGCAUCCCUCCUGCCAGUUCUUUAGCUUUCUCAGGCCUGACUGGACCGGGGACAGCAGGCGUUUCUACUGUUACCUCAAGCACACAGAUUCUGGGAAACCAUCUCGAGUGACCAAGCUGAAGGGGGUGACAUCAGGCUACUCCCUUAAAAACUGCAAGGCGACAACUGAAUGUUUUCCGGACUUAAAGGUGGAUGUGAACUUCCCUGGCAGCGAUGUGCUGCAGAUCAUCUCCACUGAUGAGCUCCACUGCCAACGGGCCUGCAGCCAGCAUCCCUCCUGCCAGUUCUUUAGCUUUCUCAGGCCUGACUGGACCAGUGACAGCAGGCGUUUCUACUGUUACCUCAAGCACACAGACUCUGGGGAACCAUCUCGAGUGACCAAGCUGGAGGGGGUGACAUCAGGCUACUCCCUUAAAAACUGCAAGGAGACAACUGACUCACCAGACUCAGAUUACUGUGACUAGAGAUGCAUGGAUGUAGAUCCCUAGCAUCACUCCCCCCUGCAACAUGGCCACUCCCCCCUGCAACAUGGCCACUUCCCCCUGCAACAUGGCCACUCCCCCCUGCAACAUGGCCACUUCUCAAAAAGCCUGCGAUGAGGGGCGGCAAACACCACCACAGAGCUUACACUCAUAUGUCACCAUGGAUACCCACGAUGCUGCCAUGCAGAGCUCACAUCUUCUUCUCUCUCUUUCCAAACUCAUGAACUCUCGCUCUCUUUCCAAACUCCCAACUCAUGAACUCCUCUCCUCCACAUCCUCUCUCUCUUUCCAAACUCCAACUCAUGAACUGCUCUCCUCCACAUCCUCUCUCUCUUUCCAAACUCCAACUCAUGAACUCCUCUUUCCAACAUCCUCUCUCUCUUUCCAAACUCCAACUCAUGAACUCCUCUUUCCAACAUCCUCUCUCUCUCUCCAAACUCCAACUCAUGAACUGCUCUCCCACUCUGCACUCCCAAGGCUUUAAUAAAGUGGCCAGUUAUUCUGCU
This is a messenger RNA of Sardina pilchardus (European sardine), 2549 nucleotides long. Its product is annotated as coagulation factor XI-like. The coding region runs from base 55 to 2025 and encodes 656 amino acids. Gene Ontology annotation, biological process: proteolysis. The transcript has 17 exons. Gene Ontology annotation, cellular component: extracellular region. NCBI's taxonomy places the organism in Eukaryota, Metazoa, Chordata, Actinopteri, Clupeiformes, Clupeidae. Gene Ontology annotation, molecular function: protein binding. The record is from RefSeq and is a predicted model, not a curated record.